CAUACCGGGCUGCACGAGCUGGGGUUCAUAAAGUUGCAGAUGCCGACAGAUGUGCCCGAAGACAGGCUCAGCAACGAGGAGAAGGGGACCACGUGUGACAGUAUGACUCUGUCCAGCACCCCGACUGUUCGCAGAGGAAGCACUCCUCUGCCAAUUAAGCACCAGCUCAGACGAGAAGAAGCUGUUCACGAUGACUGCGACUGGACAUCAGGUGCAGCAGGACCCUCUGCUUCACCGAUCAGCUUCAGCCCAGCCUUGGAUGACACUCUGACCGUGGCGGUGGAGGCCAGACCUGAUGGGCCUUUAAGGAUCGCCCUGCUGGGGCAAAACGGCGUGGGGAAGUCUUCCCUGGCCAUCGCCCUCGCCGGGGACAUGGACAGGACCGCGUCUGUGGAUUCUGAUGGGGAGGGUUACGUGCGCACAGUCACAGUUGAUGACGAGGAGAGCACCAUCAUUAUCUAUGACAACUGGAGACAGGACCUGUCGGCUCUGCAGUGUGAGGUGUGUGUGCUGGUGUUUUCUGUGACUGACAGGCGCAGUUUCCACCGCACUGCUCAACUCCGACUUCUCCUGAGAGAGACUCAGCCCCAAACUCCCAUCAUCCUUGUUGGUAAUAAGAGUGACCUUGUUCGCACACGUGAGGUCACCUCACAAGAGGCCAUGUCCAGCGCCGCCCUCUUCAACUGUCUGUAUCUGGAGAUCUCUGCCUCUCUGGAUCACCGUACCCCGGAGCUCCUGGAGUGUGCGGUGCGGCUAGCCAGGGGCCAGUCCCCGUGGCCCCCGGGGACCAAUGCAGAGGACUUGAGUGGAGGAGGCCAACGUGAAAGUAUCACCUCCCGUGCCAAACGUUUCCUGUCCAGCCUGGUGCCCCGGUACCCGCGAGAGCGAGAAGUGGGCAAGUUCCUGAGGCAGAAAUCCCGCUCGUGCCACGACCUGGGGGCGCUGUGAUCGGGCACUGCAGGGAGAUUGGAUGGUUAGAUUGUUGACAGAGAUAGCUGGAAGUAAUGUAGUAUACCAACAAAGAGAGCAAGAGGGAGUGAUGCAGCAAUUAGUGGACAGGAGAGAAGGAUGUGAGUGACGGAGGAGGUGUGAGUGCGAAGGUGCCGGAGUGAUGGCAGGACCGUGUUGUGAGUGAUCAGCAUGUGCAUCCAGCAGUGGCAAACAGGGAGAAUGACAACAAUGUUCGUGGUGAUGUUUAUCUAAAGUGUGUUACAGAAAUUUUGUACACAAGGCAAAACAACAAAGAAGAGGACAAGAUCAUAAUACAGUUGUAGAACACAUGUAAAUAAACUGUAGUAGUGAUAGCUAAC
Molecule: messenger RNA, 1310 nt
Organism: Toxotes jaculatrix (banded archerfish)
Lineage: Eukaryota; Metazoa; Chordata; Actinopteri; Toxotidae
Product: GTP-binding protein REM 2-like
Exons: 6
Coding region: 40-948 (302 amino acids)
Cellular component (GO): plasma membrane
Molecular function (GO): GTPase activity; calcium channel regulator activity; GTP binding
Source: RefSeq, a predicted model, not a curated record